Lachnellula hyalina is the source of this 1728-nucleotide messenger RNA. It is a transcript of the gene prp45, whose product is annotated as Pre-mRNA-processing protein. The record is from RefSeq and is a predicted model, not a curated record. Gene Ontology annotation, cellular component: spliceosomal complex. Bases 1 to 1728 code for a protein of 575 amino acids. Gene Ontology annotation, biological process: mRNA splicing, via spliceosome. The transcript has 3 exons. NCBI's taxonomy places the organism in Eukaryota, Fungi, Ascomycota, Leotiomycetes, Helotiales, Lachnaceae.
AUGACCUCCAUAUCAGCAGCCCUCUCGCGAGCGCUCCCGAAACCAAAAUAUACCGGGGAGGAGGAGGAAAUUCCCCAGCAUGCGCAACAGCGAGGCCCUAGGAUUCUGGGAGCAGGCGCUCUAGAUGACUCCCAAAUUGUGUUAAAGAAAUCUGGACCUCCACCAUACGGAAAUCGAGCAGGAUGGCGACCGCGGAGCCAGGAGGACUAUGGAGACGGCGGGGCCUUUCCAGAAAUUCCAGUUGCGCAAUACCCUUUAGAGAUGGGCAGAAAAUCACAAUCUUCUAGCAAUGCACUUGCUGUCCAAGUUGAUGCGGAGGGGAAAGUCAAAUACGAUGCUAUUGCGCGACAAGGACACAACGAUAAGCGGAUAGUCCAUGCCUCUUUUAAGGAUCUAAUACCACUUCGACAACGCGCUGAUGCGGGGGAUAUUAAUUUAGAUAGACCGAGCGAGGAGGAAGUGGCUGCUUCGACGGAGAGGACGAAAGAUGCUCUCGCGAAGUUGGUCAGUGGUGCGGUGGCUGCGCAGAAACCCAAGAACGUCAAUUCUGGAAACAGGAAGGAACCGACGUUUGUUCGAUACACGCCUGCGAAUCAGAUGGGGGAUAAUACAAGGAAGAAUGAUCGGAUUAUGAAGAUUGUGGAGAGGCAGCAAGAUCCUAUGGAGCCGCCGAAGUUCAAGCAUAAGAAGAUUCCAAGAGGUCCACCUAGUCCUCCACCUCCAGUUAUGCAUUCACCACCGAGGAAACUGACGGCGGAAGACCAAGAAGCUUGGAAAAUCCCACCUCCUGUUUCAAAUUGGAAGAAUCCUAAAGGUUAUACUGUCCCGCUGGACAAGAGAUUGGCUGCCGAUGGAAGAGGAUUACAAGAUGUCACAAUCAAUGACAAAUUUGCCUCUUUCGCUGAAGCGCUUUUCACAGCUGAUAGACAUGCAAGAGAGGAGGUCAAGCAAAGGGCAUUGAUGCAACAGCGGUUAGCAGAGAAGGAGAAGGCACAAAAAGAAGACCACCUCCGACAAUUGGCGCAAAAGGCGCGAGAAGAGAGAGCGACGGCGGGAUCUGGGAGAAGAGGAUCGCGGACAUCGAGAUCUCGGUCAGGCAGCUACAGCUAUUCCGAGUCUAGUUCUGACGACGAGGAAGCGGGGGUCAAGGAGCGAGAAAAGGCGCGCCAAGAAAAGCGAAGAGAGGACGAAAGAAAAUUGAGACAGUCGCAUAUGGGUGCGGAGAAGAGAGCGCAAAUGUUUGCUCGAGAACAGAAUCGAGACAUUUCGGAGAAGGUUGCUCUGGGGUUGGCGAAGCCUACAGCGUCUUCAGAGAGCAUGUUUGAUUCCCGCUUGUUCAAUAGGACGAGUGGUUUUGAUUCGGGAUUCAAUGAGGAUCAGGCAUACGACAAGCCUUUGUUUCAAGCCCAUGAUGCUAUUAAUUCUAUCUACCGCCCAAGACAGGGCAUGGAUGAUGGGGAUGAUGAUGAGGCUGCCGAAGCUGAGAUGGGGAAGAUUCAGAAAGCGAAGCGGUUUGCUGAUGCCCUUGGGAAGGGGACGUUUAAGGGCGCUGCUGAAGUAGAGGCGAGAGAGGGACCAGUGCAAUUCGAGAAGGACACUGGGGAUGUGUUCAACGUGGAUGACUUUCUGAGCAAGGUUGGCGAGAGCUCGAAUAAGCGCGAAUAUGGACUGCAGGAAGGAGAAGAGCGGUCGACCAAGAGGGCGAGGGUUGACGAGGACGAGGACUAA